Fulvia fulva is the source of this 2208-nucleotide messenger RNA. RefSeq names its product ATP-binding cassette sub-family D member 1. Bases 1 to 2208 code for a protein of 735 amino acids. The transcript has a single exon. Gene Ontology annotation, molecular function: ABC-type transporter activity; ATP binding; long-chain fatty acid transmembrane transporter activity. Gene Ontology annotation, cellular component: peroxisomal membrane. NCBI's taxonomy places the organism in Eukaryota, Fungi, Ascomycota, Dothideomycetes, Mycosphaerellales, Mycosphaerellaceae. The record is from RefSeq and is a predicted model, not a curated record. Gene Ontology annotation, biological process: very long-chain fatty acid catabolic process; peroxisome organization; fatty acid beta-oxidation.
AUGUCGUCACAUCCCGCCGCCCUCACCGUGGCCGUCUCGAAGCGCUCGUUGAAGCAGCUGUUGGCCGAUCUUACGUCGUUAUACGUGAGGCACCGCACACGCAUCUCACGGACCGUCUAUGUCGCGCUACUCUUCGCGCUCAUCUCUCGCAUCCGAGGUGCCAUCAAAGAGCAGAAAGCGGCUGCUGCCAGAGCGGCGGAGAACCGGCGGAAAGGCCUAGGGAGAGGAGAUAACAGCAAAAAGAAGGUCGAGCUCAACGCCGAGUUCUUUCGCAACCUUGGCCGCUUGCUCAAAAUAUGCAUACCGUCGUUCAAGAGCAAGGAGGCCCGCCUGUUGCUGAGCCACUCGGUGUUCCUGGUCCUCCGUACGUUGAUCAGCCUAUACGUUGCGGAGCUGGAUGGACGACUCGUCAGCGCUCUCGUGAGAGGCAAGGGCAAAGAAUUCUCGAAAGGUCUUGUUUGGUGGAUGCUGGUAGCAGUGCCCGCCACUUUCACGAAUUCGAUGCUCGCAUAUCACCAGACCAGCCUGAGCCUGGCGUAUCGAUCUCGACUUACGAACCACAUUCACAACCAGUAUCUGGGAAAUAUGACAUUCUAUACGCUGUCGGCUCUGGAUGACAGGAUUAAGAAUGCCGAUCAACUGAUCACUGUGGACGUGACCAAGUUUUCGAACAGCCUGGCAGAGCUCUACUCCAGCUUGUCGAAGCCAGUCCUGGAUCUGGUCAUCUACAAUUGGAGCUUGUCGAGAAGCGUGGGCGGGGAAGGCUUGUUCUCAAUGAGCUUGAUAGUCCAGAUCAGCGCUUCAUUAAUGAGAGCACUCACUCCUCCCUUCGGUCGCUACGUUGCCGAGGAAGCCAGACUGGAGGGGGAAUUUAGAGCACAGCACUCGCGUCUGAUCGACUACAGUGAAGAGAUCGCUUUGUAUGACGGGCAUGAAGCAGAGAAGGAUACGGUCGAUAAAGGAUACUUCACGCUCAUCAAGCACGUGAAUCGAAUCCUUCGCAGGAGACUGUAUCAUGGCAUCAUGGAGGAGUUUGUGGUGAAGUACUUUUGGGGCGCACUUGGUCUACUGCUCUGCUCAGUGCCGGUCUUCUACAAGUUACCUGGUGCUCUACCAGGCGGUACCAGUACAGGAUACAGGACCGAGGCAUUCGUCACCAACAGACGGCUGUUGAUGUCCUCGAGCGAUGCAUUCGGGCGAUUGAUGUUCUCAUACAAGGAGAUAUCGGAGCUUGCUGGCUAUACAUCGCGCGUCAGCAUGUUGCUUGAUGUGAUCAGGGACAUUCAGAGAGGACACUUCGAGAAGGCACUAGUGUCCUCGGCAUCCACGGAAGCGAAUGCGGCUGUUCUGGCUGGUCGAGGUGAGCUGGUAGAAAGCGAGGACAUCAAAUUUGAAGACGUUCCGAUCGUGUCACCCAAUGGUGAUAUCCUGGUCCGGGAACUGUCCUUCCACAUUGGCACUGGUGACCAUUUGCUCAUCGUAGGACCCAAUGGAUGUGGUAAGAGUAGUCUGUUCCGGAUUCUGGGUGGAUUGUGGCCAGUGUACGGCGGCAAAGUACGCAAGCCACCAAGUGAGGACAUUUUCUACAUUCCUCAACGUCCCUACCUGAGCAAAGGUACGCUUCGGCAGCAGGUGCUGUAUCCAGACAACCUGUUGGACAUGCGCGCGAAGGGUGUCACGGACAAAGAUUUGAUCGAAAUCAUGAGGACACUCGGGCUGGACUCUCUACUCGAGCAAGCCAGCCCGAAGGCAUCGAACAUGGACGCAAGCGCAGCUAGUAGUCCCGCGGAUCGCCGCACGGCAAAACAAGCAGAUCGAGGCGUACUUGAUGUGGAGAACGAAUGGGCUGAUGCUUUGAGUACUGGCUUCCAGCAGCGGAUUGCAGCCGCCCGACUAUUCUAUCACAGGCCGAAAUAUGCCAUCCUGGACGAAUGCACCUCAUCGUUGACCCCAGAAGUGGAACGCACCAUGUAUGAUGAGGCGAAACGUCUAGGGAUUACCCUGAUGACCGUAUCACACCGAAGAUCACUCUGGAGAUACCAUGGCUGGAUCCUGCAAUUCGAUGGUCAAGGUGGGUACGUAUUUACCGCCCUGGAUGCCGAGACGAGGCUGCAACUUGAAGAUGAGAAGGACGAGCUUGAUCUGCAGCUCCGAGCUGUACCGGAAUGGGAGGCUCGCAUUGCUGAACUUGAAGCUGGCGAGGGCUGA